This is a messenger RNA of Mercurialis annua (annual mercury), 1325 nucleotides long. RefSeq names its product probable protein S-acyltransferase 1. Gene Ontology annotation, molecular function: protein-cysteine S-palmitoyltransferase activity. Gene Ontology annotation, cellular component: Golgi apparatus; endoplasmic reticulum. The record is from RefSeq and is a predicted model, not a curated record. Lineage: Eukaryota; Viridiplantae; Streptophyta; Magnoliopsida; Malpighiales; Euphorbiaceae. The transcript has 5 exons. Bases 139 to 1266 code for a protein of 375 amino acids. Gene Ontology annotation, biological process: peptidyl-L-cysteine S-palmitoylation; protein targeting to membrane.
UUAAGGCUCAAUUGGGCCUAUUCGUCGGCCCAACAUAAAUUGGGCUUUUCAGGCCCAUUAAAAGGUAACCGCCUUUUUUCAGUUUUUAAACUAUCUUUUCCUUUGAAGAAAUCAGAAACUGAACAGAAACGAGUGAAAAUGGAGUCUGAUAGUAAUUCACAAGAAGGGAGUAGCGAAGAUGAAAUCCACAUGGAAGCGAUUUCACUCUCAACUCCUCCGCCAACCACCGCGACGGUGAAGAGAGCAAACGAAACCAAGGUCAACAACGCAUCAAAAUGUUUCAGAGAUGUUUUUGGUAAAAUAAAGGAGAAAAUGGUAGCAGUUACAAAAUUUGCCGAGGAGAAAUGGCUUAAACAAUGCGGAUUUUCUGCUUAUUCGGAUAGAACAAGAGCUUAUCAGAUUUGGCCAGGGAACAAUGUGUUUUUCUUCCAUGGAAGGCUUGUAUUUGGGCCGGAUCCUAGAGGAUUAGUACUGACUACUGCUUCAAUUAUAAUCUCAAGUUGGAUUUUUACAAUGUAUAACGAUGGUGACGAUGGCGAUGAUCAUUUACCAGUUCAUUCUACUCUGCUCGUCACUCUCUCCUUGCUUCUAACAAUAACUGCUCUAGUCAGUUUAUUUCUAGUGAGUUCAAGUGAUCCAGGUAUAAUUCCUAGAAAUGAUCAAACAACAAUGGAGGAAAUUACCGGUACGAGCAACGGUAACAGAAGGAAGAAGAUAACAAUCAAUGGAGUAGAAUUGAAACUGAAAUACUGUCGAAUUUGCAAGAUUUUCCGGCCUCCGAGGAGUUGUCAUUGUGCAAUUUGCAAUAACUGUGUAGAGAAAUUCGACCACCAUUGCCCUUGGAUUGGUCAAUGUGUUGCACUGCGAAAUUAUCGAUUCUACAUGACAUUUUUGAUCUCAGCUUUGUGUUUGGUAAUCUUCAUAUUCGUAUUCUCGUUUUGGAGAAUUCAACGAAGAAUGUUGCGAAUCGGGUCUGGAUUGCUUGGGAUGCUUAUGAACUCUCCUGAAAACCUAGCUUUAACUUUGUUCAGUUUUGGUGCUAUUUGGUUCCUUGCUGGCCUUACUAUCUUCCAUUUCUACUUGAUUGCAAUUAAUCAGACAUCGUAUGAGAAUUAUAGGCAAAGCUACGUGGAGUCUGAAAAUCCAUUUGAUAAGGGGUUAUUACGUAAUAUUAAGGAGGCUUUGUUUUCGAAAUUGGCUCCUUCUAGAGUUGAUUUUCGUGUUGAAGUUGAACCAAGUGGACAUUCAAAUGCUGAGGAAGUUUAAGAUAAAUAUGUGAAGAUACAUAAAUAUUUUUCUACUCUUUUUUGACAACUUUUAUUGUA